Homalodisca vitripennis (glassy-winged sharpshooter) is the source of this 909-nucleotide messenger RNA. Its product is annotated as phosphatidylserine synthase-like. Gene Ontology annotation, biological process: phosphatidylserine biosynthetic process. Gene Ontology annotation, molecular function: L-serine-phosphatidylethanolamine phosphatidyltransferase activity. Lineage: Eukaryota; Metazoa; Arthropoda; Insecta; Hemiptera; Cicadellidae. The annotation marks the transcript as partial. The record is from RefSeq and is a predicted model, not a curated record. The transcript has 3 exons.
CUUAAGUGGCUUUUUGGUUUUGUUAUAAGUAAUGGUUGUAAUUAUUUGUAUGCCUGAUUUAAUUUAAAAUAAAAUAUUAGGUAGUGAGAAAUAAGUAGGAAUAAAAGUUAUCAAAAUGUUUGAUGCUAUAUAACAAAUCUAUUUGUGUCAAUGCUUGAGUGAAGUUAUAACUAAUAUAGAUGUAUACAUACAACAAGAGUCUCUCAUUCCACCAACUGCUUUCAUUAGUAAAGUACAAUAAUAUGUAUUUUAAUUAGUUAGUUAAUUAGUUAUUUCUUGUUUCCACCUUCAGUUUUUCUCCAAAUGGCAUGUUUAAUUAAAAAAAAAUAUAAUAACAAUGUCAAUGAUUGGUAACAGUCUUGUUUAUAUUGAACUGGUUGCAGGGAUAUUCACUCAACGACGGGGAAGCUGAAGCGGGCUGUCCUUCAGUUCACACCCAGCGACUGGAUGCAGGUACGGUGGCUUGACCCUUCCACCACCUACAUGAGGUUCUUUGCCAUUUGUCAACUGGUGAUCUUCUGGCAAGUGUGUGAACUUAACACUUUCUUUCUCAAGCACAUCUUCGAGAUGCCACCCUCCCACCCAUUGGUCUACCUACGGCUGUUAUUGGUCGGCAUAGUCGUUUCUCCAUCUAUAAGACAAUACUACAUGUACGUGACAGAUCCCACUUGCAAGAGGGUGGGCACCCAGUGUUGGGUGUACGGAGCUAUCAUGGCCACAGAAGCACUUCUCUGCAUCAAGAAUGGCAAAGAGUUGUUUGGCCAGACGCAAGCCACCAACAUCUGUAUCUGGCUACUGCUCAUCUUCCUGCUCUCCUGCCUCUGUGUCUACGGCUGUGUUGUGUGGCACAGAUACUUCCAGACGGAGAGCGACUUCUCGAGAGAAACUUCGCCUUGUAAGUCGCCAACC